This is a messenger RNA of Cynara cardunculus var. scolymus (artichoke), 1104 nucleotides long. RefSeq names its product vacuolar protein sorting-associated protein 60.2. The record is from RefSeq and is a predicted model, not a curated record. The transcript has 7 exons. Gene Ontology annotation, biological process: vesicle budding from membrane; late endosome to vacuole transport via multivesicular body sorting pathway. NCBI's taxonomy places the organism in Eukaryota, Viridiplantae, Streptophyta, Magnoliopsida, Asterales, Asteraceae. The coding region runs from base 206 to 916 and encodes 236 amino acids. Gene Ontology annotation, cellular component: multivesicular body.
GAUUCGAAUUUCAGAAUUCAAACACCCACAUCGAGUCUUCGUUUUCAUUCGAAUCGCUCUUCUACAGCUCCUGCAAACCAAGGAUUGCAAGCAAGAAAUCCUCGCAUUGAGUUUGUUAUUCUCAGAUCUUCUUCAUCGUAUGUUAAAUUAGGGUUUUACUUAAGAGAAAACCCUAAAAGCAGCAAAAAAUUUGAAGUAAACGAAGAUGAAGAGAGUGUUUGGUGUUAAGAAAGAUAAAGAACCUCCUCCGUCGCUUAAUGACGCCUCCGAUCGGAUCAAUAAAAGAGGUGAGACGGUGGAUGAGAAAAUCAAGCGACUUGAUGGGGAGCUUGCUCGAUAUAAAGAGCAGAUCAAAAGAACCCGUCCUGGUCCAGCUCAAGAAGCUGUGAAAGCUCGGGCAAUGAGAGUUCUCAAGCAGAAAAGAAUGUAUGAAGGACAACGAGACAUGCUAUAUAACCAAACUUUCAAUCUAGAUCAAGUUGCAUUUGCUUCGGAGGGUAUCAAAGAUGCUCAGCAAACAAUGUCGGCUUUGAAAUCAGCAAACAAAGAGUUGAAAGGAAUGAUGAAAACCGUAAAGAUUCAAGACAUUGAUAAUUUGCAAGAUGACAUGAUUGACUUGAUGGAAGUUAGCAAUGAAAUACAAGAGUCUCUUGGCAGAAGCUACAGUGUGCCUGAUGACAUUGAUGAAGAAGAUCUCAUGGGUGAACUCGACGCUUUGGAAGCAGACAUGGGGCUAGAAACCGAAGGGGAAGGGGUACCUUCAUAUCUUCAACCUGAUAACGAACCUGAUUUGAAUGAAGAGCUCAACUUGCCUUCAGCUCCAAGUGGACAUGCGGUACCAGCCCGCAGAGUUAACAAUCAGGCCGAAGACGAUCUUGGUUUACCUCCAGUCCCCCGUGCAUCUCUACGUGGUUAGAGUGUGGCUAACCGUAUUGUGCAGAACCGGAGUGUGUUAUUCAUGCACAUGCUUUUGGAUCAUCUGUUUUCUAUUUCUGCAAUUCAACAUUUAUAAAACCACCUUUGCAUUACCUCUAUAACCACACAUUCUUACUUCAUUUAAGCUUGUAUCGACCCCAUUCGUUAAAUUUGUUGUUCACUUCUUUG